UAAGCUUGUUUUUGUUUCGGAACUUGAAAAAUGAGUUCAGAUAUUGACCCUGAUUAUUCCACUCGCCGUAACUUACGGCAAAGACAAACAAAGACAUCCAAUGAUGACAAUGUGGCUAUUGAAUCCGAGAAGCACAAGCGAAAAGGAAAGAAAAGAGGUCAAAAUUACGGGAAAAAUAGUGCUUAUGAUGAGUAUGGAAUUAUUCGCUACAAUGGAUUAGACAUUUGCGACUGCAUGAGCGAAGAGUGUGAUGGAUGCUGGUACGAAUGUCCAAGCUGUGGUUCUACCAGGUGCGGUCCUACCUGUAGAGCUAAUCGAAAGUUUUUCUACGAAGGAAUGAACCACGAUGGAAAAGACUUAUCCAUAACCAAUAAAUUCCUUCCAAAAUAAACUGAAAAUUAGUUUAAAAAUUAAAAAUGUAUGCCUAUGACGCGAACCUAGGUCAGGAAUUAGUUUUAAGUACCAAUAAAUGUAUUAAUAUUUUAUAAAUACAAUUUUCGUGUGAAAGCCCAAAGAAAACCUAGUUACAUUCAUGU
Messenger RNA from Drosophila persimilis, 536 nucleotides. RefSeq names its product ARL14 effector protein. The record is from RefSeq and is a predicted model, not a curated record. Gene Ontology annotation, cellular component: intracellular membrane-bounded organelle. The transcript has a single exon. Bases 31 to 390 code for a protein of 119 amino acids. NCBI's taxonomy places the organism in Eukaryota, Metazoa, Arthropoda, Insecta, Diptera, Drosophilidae.